GUGGAUUAAAUGCACAUUUAUACCUUUAUUGACAUAUGAAUUAUCCAUGCUAAAAAUGCAAUGAAAAGGGUGCUGAUGAAGCAAUAAUGUGGCACAAACUACUGGAUAUGGAUUCAGCUCUGCCAUCCCUCUAUGAGGCACAUAAAUGGAAUUCUACAUCUGAGCUAAAAUAGGAUGUUUAGGUUCUCAGAAUGCCUGCUUGUUAAGAUAAUAAGCAGUGAUGGCUAACAAAAUUUUUGAAAGGAUAAGAAACGGGGAAGAGAUUUGAAGGAAUUCUCUUGUUUUUUCAUUGGUAUUUGUUCAUACUGUGGAUUUUGAGGGAACACUUAAGGAGACUCAAGGAAUAUUUCUAACUGGGAAAUGGAACCUGGAUCUGAAUCUAGUCAACAUCAGAAAAGAAAACCUGUGACGCAUGGACUGGAAGAUCAAAAAAGGAUUUACACGGAUUGGGCUAAUCACUAUCUCGCAAAAUCUGGUCACAAACGAUUGAUCAAGGACCUACAGCAAGAUGUGACUGAUGGAGUCUUACUGGCUGAAAUCAUCCAGGUUGUAGCGAAUGAAAAGAUUGAAGACAUCAAUGGCUGUCCAAAGAACAGAUCUCAAAUGAUUGAAAACAUAGAUGCAUGUCUGAGUUUCUUGGCUGCCAAGGGAAUAAACAUACAGGGUCUAUCAGCAGAGGAAAUCAGGAAUGGGAAUCUAAAGGCCAUUCUAGGACUUUUCUUCAGCUUGUCUCGGUAUAAGCAGCAGCAGCAGCAGCAGCCACUGAAACAACAUCCGCAGCACCAUCCAUCUCAGCAACCUCCACCAGUAUCCCAGCAACCAGGGCCUCCAUCCCAGUGUCCGGUCGGGGUGCAACAGCAACAGAUGCCGGCUUCGCCCCAAACACAGUGCCAACAGCCCCAGCAAGCUGCACAUCAUCAAUUAAAAGCACAACCAGAAAUGCAGUCAAGUGCAUCACCCAGGGACUCAUCUCAAAGCAAAAUCAUCCGAUUCACUCUCGGUCAGAAAAAGACUUCUAGACUUCCAGGUCCCACCACGAGGGUAUCUGCUGCAGGCAGCGAAACCAAAACUCGUGGGUCUAUCAGUGCCAACAACCGGCGCAGCCAGAGCUUUAACAACUACGACAAAUCCAAACCUGUUAAUCCACAACCACCUCCAUCAAAUAGCAAUGAAAAAGAGCCAGCAGACAGUACAGCCUCCCAGUCCACAGGAAUGAAUGAAAAUGUACCAUCUUCAGUUCAAAGCAGCAGCAGUACAAAUGCUGUUAGUUGCAAUAACUCAUCGGCCAUACCCCAGCCCAGCUCUGCCAUUAAACCCUGGCGCAGCAAGUCCCUUAGUGCGAAGCACACAGCCACGUCUUCCAUGUUAUCUGUAAAGCAGCCAAUUCCAGAGUCUCCAAAACCACCUUCAGAAAUGGUCAAAGCCACUCCCAAUGGUCAAAAAUCCAUGCUUGAGAAAUUAAAACUCUUCAAUAGCAAAGGAGGCUCCAGAGCAGGAGGAACAUCCCUUGAGUGCUCAGGGUCACGGGACACUAGCUGUGAAAAACUAGAGGCACUUCCCAGCUUUGAGGAAAGUGAAGAGAUAGAUGCUGCAAAUCGGAAUAUGAACAACCCAGGACCAACAUCCAGUAGCCCCAAAAUUGCACUGAAGGGCAUUGCACAAAGAACUUUUAGCCGGGCACUGACUAAUAAGAAAAGUUCCCCAAAGGGCAGUGAGAAAGAGAAACAGAAAGAGAAGGAAAAGGAUAAAAGCAAAGACAUCGCAAAAAGGAUAUCCGUAACAGAGAAGCAGGAGAUGAAAGAGGAGCCAAAAGAAGAACAGACAGCACCAGCUACAACAGAGAUGCCAAAAAAGUCCUCCAAGAUUGCAAGCUUUAUCCCUAAAGGAGGAAAGCUGAAUAGUGCCAAGAAGGAGGCCUCUGCCCCUUCGCACAGUGGCAUACCAAAACCAGGAAUGAAAAACACCACAGGGAAAUCCUCAAGUGCCCCAACUUCUGCAAAGGAAGGUGAGAGAAGCCGCAGUGGAAAACCUGGCUCAGGGCUCUCUCAACAGAAGACCCAACUAGACAGCAGGAAUUCCAGUUCCACUUCAAGUUUAGCCUCCUCAGAAGGAAAAGGGAUAGGAGGGGUGUCUGCUCUUAACAGUAGCAGCAGCACCCAAGCUGUCAAUGGGCCAGUUAGUACCACACAGACUACCGGAAGCAAUACUGUGAGUGUUCAGCUACCUCAUCCACAACAGCAAUACAACCAUCCGAACACUGCCACAGUAGCUCCUUUCAUGUACAGAUCACAGACAGACAAUGAAGGGAAUGUAACAGCUGAGUCCGGCACGGGAGGGGUGAGCAUGGAUACUGCUCUUUACACUAAAACUGGACAGCCUGGUCUCGAAGACCUUUCAGGGGAGGAUCCAGAAACUCGACGAUUGCGAACUGUCAAAAACAUUGCUGAUCUUCGACAGAACUUAGAGGAGACCAUGUCCAGCUUACGGGGAACCCAGGUCUCUCACAGCACAUUGGAGACCACGUUUGACACCAAUGUCACUACUGAAAUAAGUGGUCGCAGUAUUCUCAGCUUGACUGGAAGACCAACGCCUUUAUCGUGGAGACUUGGGCAGUCCAGCCCCCGCCUUCAGGCAGGUGAUGCUCCAUCAAUGGGAAAUGGGUAUCCUCCAAGAGCCAAUGCCAGCCGUUUCAUCAACGCUGAGUCUGGGCGUUAUAUGUAUUCAGCACCUUUGAGGAGACAGCUAGCAUCCCGCGGUAGUAACGUUUGUCACAUGGACAUCUCAGAGAAGGGUGGUGAUGAGAUAGAUCUUGAAACCAUCAGCAUGGAUGCCACUGGCUAUAUGAGCGAUGGCGAUGUUCUGGGCAAGAAUAUAAGGACUGAUGACAUUACGAGUGGGUACAUGACUGAUGGUGGUUUGGGCCUAUACACUCGUAGACUGAAUCGGCUACCAGAUGGGAUGGCUGCAGUGCGGGAGACACUGCAGCGUAACACCUCACUGGGACUAGGAGAUGCUGACAGCUGGGAUGACAGCAGCUCCGUCAGCAGUGGGAUCAGUGACACCAUAGAUAACCUCAGCACCGAUGACAUUAACACCAGCUCCUCCAUCAGCUCCUAUGCCAACACACCUGCCUCCUCCCGUAAAAACAUAGAUGCACAGACUGAUGCAGAAAAGCAUUCGCAGGUUGAGCGGAAUUCCCUGUGGUCCAGUGAUGAAGUCAAGAAAUCUGAUGGAGGAUCAGAUAGUGGCAUAAAGAUGGAGUCUGGAUCUAAAUGGAGGCGAAAUCCUUCCGAUGUGUCUGAUGAAUCUGAUAAAAGCACUUCUGGUAGGAAGAACACUGUCAUUUCACAGACUGGUUCCUGGAGGCGGGGCAUGUCAGCUCAGGUUGGCAUUACUACACCGAGGACUAAACCUUCAACUACCUCAGGCUCACUGAAGACACCUGGAUCAGGGAAAACUGAUGAUGCCAAGGUAUCAGAAAAAGGUAGACUUUCUCCUAAAGCUGGACAUGUUAAACGUUCUCCAUCAGAUGCAGGACGCAGCAGUGGUGAUGAAUCCAAAAAGCCUCCCACAAGUAACUCUAGAACAGCUGCUGCUAAUACAAAUACAUUUGGAUUUAAGAAACCGAGUGGGUCAGCUGGCGGCAUGACUAUGAUUACUGCCAGUGGCGCAACUAUCACCAGCAGAUCAGCUACACUGGGCAAAAUCCCCAAAUCAUCUGGACUCAUGGGUCGGUCCACUGGUCGGAAAACUAGUGUUGAUGGCUCACAAAACCAGGACGAUGGCUACUUAGCACUUAGUGCCCGCACUAAUCUUCAGUAUCGUAGUUUACCCAGACCCAGUAAAUCCAGUAGCAGAAGUGGAGCUGGUAAUAGAUCUAGUACCAGUAGCAUAGACUCCAACAUAAGCAGCAAGUCAGCUGGGUUGCCUGUCCCUAAAAUGAGAGAGCCAGCUAAGGUAUCCCUCGGAAGCUCUCUGCCAGGUCUAGUCAACCAAACAGAUAAAGAGAAAGGGAUAUCGUCUGACAACGAAAGUGUGGCUUCAUGUAAUUCUGUUAAAGUGAACCCUGCAUCACAGACUGCUUCUAGUGGAGCUCAAAGCACUCACCAACAAGGAGCCAAGUACCCUGACGUGGCCUCCCCCACUUUGCGCAGGUAUACCCCUUCAUCCCAACUUCGGAGUCAAGAGGAUGCAAAAGAAUGGCUACGUUCACAUUCAGCAGGAGGCCUUCAGGACACUGCUGUCAAUUCUCCAUUUUCAUCUGGCUCCAGUAUAACAUCACCCUCUGGAACUAGAUUUAAUUUCUCCCAGCUUGCAAGCCCUACUACUGCGGUCCAGAUGAGCUUGUCAAAUCCAACCAUGCUACGGACGCACAGCCUUUCCAAUGCAGAUGGUCCUUAUGAUCCUUACAGUGACACACGCUUCCGGAAUAGUUCAAUGUCACUAGAUGAGAAGAGUAGAACUAUGAGCCGUUCUGGGUCAUUCCGUGAUGGCUUUGAAGAAGUGCAUGGAUCCUCUCUCUCCUUGGUGUCCAGUACAUCAUCUAUUUAUUCAACGCCUGAAGAAAAAUGCCAGUCAGAGAUUCGCAAGCUACGAAGGGAGUUGGAUGCAUCCCAGGAGAAGGUGUCAGCUCUAACAACUCAGUUGACUGCUAAUGCUCACCUUGUGGCAGCGUUUGAGCAGAGCCUUGGAAACAUGACUAUUAGACUACAGAGUCUGACUAUGACAGCAGAACAAAAGGAUUCAGAACUGAAUGAGUUAAGGAGAACCAUUGAACUCCUGAAAAAGCAGAAUGCUGCUGCCCAAGCUGCCAUUAAUGGAGUAAUUAACACACCUGAGCUCACCUGCAAAGGUACUGGGACUGCCCAACCUGCUGACCUGCGAAUCAGAAGGCAACACUCUUCAGAUAGUGUCUCUAGUAUUAACAGUGCUACUAGUCACUCCAGCGUGGGAAGCAACAUCGAGAGUGAUUCAAAGAAAAAGAAGAGGAAGAACUGGGUCAAUGAGUUACGCAGCUCCUUCAAGCAAGCAUUUGGUAAAAAGAAAUCCCCCAAGUCAGCAUCUUCUCAUUCAGAUAUUGAGGAGAUGACUGAUUCGUCAUUACCUUCAUCACCAAAGCUACCACACAAUGGCUCAACUGUUUCUACCCCGUUGCUCAGAGCUUCUCAUUCCAAUUCUCUUAUUUCUGAAUGUACUGAUAGUGAAGCUGAAACAGUCAUGCAGUUACGCAACGAGCUAAGAGACAAAGAGAUGAAGCUGACUGAUAUUCGUCUGGAGGCCCUUAGCUCUGCCCACCAGCUAGACCAGCUUCGGGAGGCCAUGAACAGGAUGCAGAGCGAGAUUGAGAAGUUAAAAGCAGAAAAUGACCGGUUGAAGUCUGAAAACCAUGGCAGCUGUAGCAGGGCUCAGUCUCAGGUUUCCAUUUCAUCCUCGCCAAGACAGUCCAUGGGUCUCUCUCAGCACAGCCUGAACCUCACAGAGUCUACCAGCCUCGACAUGCUAUUAGAUGACCCUGGUGAUGGCUGUGCCCGGAAGGAAGGAGGCAGGCAUGUUAAAAUAGUUGUUAACUUUCAGGAUGAAAUUAAAUGGAAGGAGGAUUCCAGGCCCCGCCUCUUCCUCAUUGGCUGCAUUGGAGUCAGUGGCAAGACAAAAUGGGAUGUACUGGAUGGGGUUGUUAGACGGUUAUUUAAGGAAUAUAUCAUUCAUGUGGAUCCAGUGAGUCAGCUAGGAUUGAAUUCAGACAGUGUUUUGGGAUACAACAUUGGGGAAAUCAAACGCACAAAUAGUGCCGAGACUCCUGAACUGCUGCCCUGUGGCUAUCUGGUUGGCGAAAACAAUACCAUCUCAGUUACUAUCAAAGGUAUCUGUGAGAACAGUUUGGACUGUCUGGUGUUUGAGUCACUGAUUCCAAAGCCUAUACUUCAGCGAUAUGUCUCUCUCUUAAUGGAACAUAGACGGAUUAUCUUGUCUGGGCCAAGUGGCACUGGUAAAACGUACCUAGCAAAUCGUCUUUCUGAGUUUAUGGUACUUAGAGAGGGCAGAGAGCUGGCUGAUGGAGUUAUUGCAACCUUCAACGUGGAUCAUAAGUCCAGUAAGGAACUGCGUCAAUACUUGUCCAACCUUGCUGACCAAUGUAAUAGCGAAAAUAAUGCUGUGGAUAUGCCUCUUGUCAUCAUUCUGGACAAUUUGCAUCAUGUUAGCUCCCUAGGAGAGAUCUUCAAUGGGCUUCUGAACUGCAAGUACCAUAAAUGUCCUUACAUUAUUGGCACAAUGAACCAGGCCACAUCCUCAACACCUAAUCUUCAACUACACCACAAUUUCAGAUGGGUGCUAUGUGCUAACCACACUGAGCCAGUCAAGGGCUUUCUUGGUCGUUUCCUGAGACGAAAACUAAUUGAAACAGAAAUCAGUGGUAGGAUGAGAAAUGCAGAACUGGUUAAAAUCAUUGACUGGAUUCCCAAGGUCUGGCAGCAUCUCAACAAGUUCUUGGAGGCUCACAGUUCCUCUGAUGUUACUAUUGGUCCACGACUCUUUCUCUCUUGUCCAAUAGACGUGGAUGGUUCUAGGGUCUGGUUUACUGACUUGUGGAACUACUCUAUUAUCCCAUAUCUUUUGGAGGCAGUCAGAGAAGGACUACAGUUGUAUGGUAGGAGAGCUCCCUGGGAGGAUCCAGCCAAAUGGGUAAUGGACACGUAUCCCUGGGCAGCCACCCCACAGCACCACGAGUGGCCUCCGUUGCUGCAACUGCGGCCUGAAGAUGUUGGAUUUGAUGGGUACUCAAUGCCUCGGGAAGGUUCAACUAGCAAACAAGUCCCCCUGAGUGACGCUGAAGGAGAUCCUUUGAUGAACAUGCUAAUGAGACUGCAAGAGGCAGCCAACUAUUCGAGCCCCCAGAGUUAUGACAGCGACUCCAACAGCAACAGCCAUCAUGAUGACAUCCUUGACUCAUCCUUGGAGUCGACGUUGUGAUCUUCAGCAGACAGAAAACAGGCGGUUUCCCACUGUCCCUCUCCUACUUUACAAGAAUCUUUAUCACAAACUAAUGAAGAUAACUUGUUACUGGACUGGGCAGAUGUCUCAGUAUUAGAGCUGCAAGAACAAGACACUUUAUUUGAGUCAGUCUUGAAUGUGGGUGCAGGUAACCCAAACAACUUUUGUACUGUUUUUCUUUUUACAAUUAUAAGAACUGCACUAUGUCUUUGUUUUGUUCUGUUUAGUUACUGUAAGCCCUCAUGCCUAAGAUACUGAAGACA
This is a messenger RNA of Trachemys scripta elegans, 7253 nucleotides long. RefSeq names its product neuron navigator 2 (gene NAV2). The record is from RefSeq and is a predicted model, not a curated record. NCBI's taxonomy places the organism in Eukaryota, Metazoa, Chordata, Testudines, Emydidae. Gene Ontology annotation, molecular function: protein binding; ATP hydrolysis activity. Gene Ontology annotation, biological process: neurogenesis; nervous system development.